This is a messenger RNA of Seriola dumerili (greater amberjack), 888 nucleotides long. RefSeq names its product cilia and flagella associated protein 126 (gene cfap126). Gene Ontology annotation, biological process: cilium organization. Lineage: Eukaryota; Metazoa; Chordata; Actinopteri; Carangiformes; Carangidae. Bases 18 to 776 code for a protein of 252 amino acids. The record is from RefSeq and is a predicted model, not a curated record. Gene Ontology annotation, cellular component: ciliary basal body. The transcript is spliced from 5 exons.
CGAGUCAACAAAAACAGAUGCGGAGGCUGCAGGCAGAUGCAGACAUGUCGUCCAGUUACUCAGCAAAUCAGUAUGACAGCGCCUUCAGGUCGCAGAGGCUACAGAACUGGUGUGAGACUAAGCGCUUCAAAGAGAGACCCAAUGCACAGGAGGGUCACACCACAUUCAUUGCCAACGAUAGAGGACAUCUGCUCCCAGGAGUGGCUAAGAGUGGCAGUGCAUGGCCAGACUUUAAGGGGACCUGGGAUCUACCGGCUCGUAUCCCAGUCCACCGCAUCAACCCUACAGGCCGCUCAGUGGAGGGUCUCAACAGGCUGAAGUCCUGGGGCGUUGACCCACAGUGCACUGGAUUAUCUCAGCCACACAGCUGCAGAAAAAACUCAGAAAGGCUGCAGGAUGUUGGCAAGCAGACCAGUGGGGACAUACAUCAGGACUGUGCUGCCCCAUCCACAGCUGUGGCCCGACCAGCAUCUCAGAACAGCCCCGUCACUGGAGGUGAGGGAACUGCCAGCCAAAACCAGGACUUGCAGGCAGCUGUGGUUGGAUCCGUCACUCAGUCUGCUGAGGACAAACAAGCUACUCAGGCUACUGGGAAAGACAGACCAUCGGGCCAAUGCUCUGCGGCUGAAGAGAAACCAGCUUUGAGCCAAGCUGCUGCAGGGGGAAACAGCAGCAGCCCUGAAACCGACAAAGGGAGACCAGUGAGCAGUGUGUCAGAGAAAGCAGCAGCAUCAUCCUCCAUGCAGAGACACAGAAACGCACAGGAAGACCAGUGAACUCAUUUCUGUAGUGGAUGAAAACAAUGCCAUCAAAAGUAAAUGCAUUUUAACUGUACUAGUUUUGACUUACUUUAGCAUGGCUGAUUAAAAUUAUUUCGAAAACGUGAAU